AUGAAUUGGCUGGUGCUGGUGACUGUGGCGGCGGUGGCGGCGGCGGUGGAGGCAGCCGGGCCGCGCCGCUGCGCCGGCCGCCUGGCGAGGGAGCGGCUCAAGGCGGCCGAGAAGAUCCGCGACAAGAGGUUCUACCUCUUCUGCUGCACGGCCAGCUGUGCGACGCAGCCGCUGCGCAGGCCUCGGCCCCCGCCGACCACCAGGCGCUACCAGCCGUACCACAAAACGUGGUUCGGUCUCAAAUACGGCUAUCUAGAGGCGCUGGGGUCGACGACCUCUCGCGUCUCUCGAGCUGCCAAAAGCGCCAUUCAUGAUUCUGAUAAACCCUCGCUUCCUUCCCAUUCGGGUUAUUGGAGCGGAUUUGCAGAUAAAGCGUUGACGCCCGUUCGGCUAGGCGCGAUUGCGUUCCUAGAAACGAUGUUCCGCGCGGCGGGGUACGGACGGUCUGUCUCAUUUCAUAUCGUCCCGCACGCGGACGACGUCAAAUGC
Iphiclides podalirius (scarce swallowtail) is the source of this 489-nucleotide messenger RNA. NCBI's taxonomy places the organism in Eukaryota, Metazoa, Arthropoda, Insecta, Lepidoptera, Papilionidae. The record is from the annotation of a GenBank genome assembly.